Messenger RNA from Oryzias latipes (Japanese medaka), 2636 nucleotides. Lineage: Eukaryota; Metazoa; Chordata; Actinopteri; Beloniformes; Adrianichthyidae. The record is from RefSeq and is a predicted model, not a curated record.
UGUGUGUCAAACGCAGGAGUGAGGCCUGAAAGAACAAGAACAGACUCGAGUCCACCGCCUGCGGCCACGCAGAGCUGAGCUUAACUGCUGUGUAGACGACGGGGAAAGGAAAUUCCAAACAACGACCUGACAGGACGGCGAUAUGAGAAACACAUCUGACGAGUUUCCAUAGAAACUCGUCAUCAGGGGCCAGCAGGACAACGCCGUACAGCAGACAUGACGGGUGGAGGGUGUUUGAUGAUGGAUGAUGUUCCAAAGAGUUGUCAGGAACAUCUAUUCAUCCCUUUACUCCGAAAGCCUGACAGGUUCUGUUGUGGAGCAGAAGAUGAUGACAGCUGGACCAGCUUUGAGAUCAAACUGGGAACCCUGACGGCCAAAGUGUUGGAUGAAGGAACAUGGAGGCGUUUUUGCAGCCACCAAACAAUAAAUGUCCGAGUGUUGUCCUGCAGGCCCGCCUCCUCCCGCUCCUUCUCCUCCUCUUCCUCCUCCUCCGAGACGGGGAGGGUUGAAAGGGAAGAAGUCAGCUCUUUUUGCUUUGUUCCCCCUCUGGAGCUCCGGGAUCGGGACGGCGCGGCUCGGGUUCCGGGCGGCUGUCUGCCGUUAUGACGGGCUCGGGUUCGAGGUUCGGGGUUCUGCUGCUGGUGCUGGUUCUUCUGCAGACGGUGGUGGUGACGUUCACGGUGCUGCGCUUCAGCGCGGUGCUGCACGCGAUGAAGGAGACGUUUGCCAGGAGCAGCGUUUCCUGUCUGACGGGCGCCAACCUGCAGAGCUUCAUGGCUGUCCAAGGAGAUCCAUGCUGGCCGGUCACUCAGCAGCUUCACCUGCUCAUCGAGAAGUCUUUGUCUCAGCGUUACCAGAAGCAGCUUUCCUCGGCCGUCAGAGAUGAAGUCUCCCGGGUGCUGCCGUCUCUAGUGAUGGAGGACAGAGCGUCACUUCAGCCUAAAGUGGCGGCUCAUGUGACGGGGAGCGUUGUUCCCAAACUGCAGCAGGGAGGAGGAGCUUCAGUCUCCCUCCAGAGGCGGGUUCAGGGCCAGAAGAUUUCGUGGUGGGACGGGCAGAAGGACCCGGCGUUCCUCCAGGAGGUUCAGCUGGUGGACGGGGAGCUGGUGGUACCCCAGCCCGGCCUGUACUACAUCUACGCCCAGACCUACUUCAGACACACCCUCUCCCUGGAGGAGCAGGGUGAGGAGGGCGAGGACAGAGGGAGACCCCUGCUGCAGUACGUCUAUAAAAAGGUAGUUGCUGAUUGGCUGAAGACUUCCUGGCUCUGGUUGGAUGGUUGUGGAGGAGUCGCUGCUGGAGCAAUGGAAACAUUUUGAGGAACUGCCUGCUCUUUGUUCUUCCACUCUCCAUGGUGCUGAUGUUCUCCAAUAACAUUUAUGGCAGAGCAUUCCCAGUUCUUAGCAAAAACCAUCUGAUCGUGUAAGAGGAACUGAAGACCUGAAGCAAAUUCGCUGAAUUUGUUCCUAUUAAUUAUUGUCUUCAAUGUUUUUUUCCAAAACUUUAUUGACAAUUGAAGUAUCAUACAUAAAACAACCAACAGUAACUAUAUAAUUAACAUUACCUCGAAUAGCAAUCACCAUUGCCGAAAACAUAAAAUAUAAACAUAAAAAAAACAAAUAAAAAAAAAACAAAACAAAUGAACAUAACACACACACAAAUAAGGCAAAAUAAAAUAGAACAUAGAUCCAUCCAAAUAGUUUAAUACUGGUUAGGGGUACUCAUUAAUUUUGUAUUUCUGAACAAAACUAAUUAAUUUCAAGCCAUACUUCUUUUUCAUAUAAUGAAGUCAUUGAAAAUAAAAACAGAGCUCUUUAUGAAAUGUAAUAAAAAGUGGUUUGGUCUUCAAAUAUUUAUUUUUAUGAAUAUAAAACUUUCCUUGCAACAUCAUAACAUUAAGAACAAUAUUUUCUGGUCUAUUAGAUGAUGCCAGCCCGAAUAAAACAUUUUUUGCGUCUAAAUGAACAGGCAUUGCAAUUUUGGAAGAAUACCAAAAGCAGAAGUCUUCCCAGAAUGUUUUCAUAACUCAACAGAUAAAUAAUAAAUGAUCCACCGUCUCAAUGUCCUUUAAACAAAAUUCAUUAUUCUCUUCAAACCCAAAACGAAGUCUAAAAAAUUCCUUGGAUGGGUAAAUGUCACUAAUUAUUUUAAAAUGAAUGUGUUGCACUUUUGGUAAAAAAAACAAUCGCCUCUUCUUUAGAAAAGUGUUUAAAAAAAUUUAUGAUGAGAUGUUUGGAAAAGUUCUUUGACAAACAAUCUUCGUAUGAGGCUAUUUGGUAGUUCUGUCUUCGUAACUGGCUGUCUGUCCAAUCAGAGCAAAGGAAGUUUUCAUUGAACUUUGUUUAACAAUAGAUUUUGUGAUACUUGGAUCAAUGACUGAGGAAGAGCUUUGAUCACAACAUCACAUUGUUUCAGAUCAAUAAAUUGAAAUUUAGAAUUAACAUUUUCAAACAUCAAAAUAUUUCCAAAAUGAUCCAGUAGAUGCAGAACAGACCAUAUCCCUUUAGUCAGCCAGUUAUUGUAAAACAAGGAUGUUUCUUCGUAACACGUAACAGCAGUUCCAGAGAGGUGUGGUGUGCGGACUAAUGUUAUGCUUAUAAAUUAGUUUCCAGUGCAAUAAAACUUGUUGAUGAAAA